AUGGAGCUCAAAUCGACCAACAAAGCCUUCGGCGGCGAGGUACGCAAGUACACGCACGCGUCCACCGCCACGGGCACCCCGAUGACAUUCAGCGUCUACGUCCCUCCCGCGGCGUCGCUGGCGAAGUGCCCCACGAUUUACUACCUCUCCGGACUCACGUGCACGGACGACAACGCGGUGCAGAAGGGCGGCGCGUUCCAGGCGUGCGCCGAAUUGGGGUGCAUGAUGGUGUUCCCGGACACGUCCCCGAGGGGAGACGACGUCGCGGACGACGACGCGUACGACCUGGGCAAGGGCGCCGGCUUCUACGUCGACGCGACGACCGAACCCUGGGCGAAGCACUACAAGAUGUACACGUACGUCACCGAAGAGCUUCCCGCGCUCAUCGAGGCGAACCUGCCCGCGGCGCCGGGCCUCAAGUCCAUCUGCGGGCACAGCAUGGGCGGCCACGGCGCGCUCACCAUCGCGUUCAAGUCCCCAAACGCGUGGGCUUCCACCAGCGCCUUCGCUCCCAUCUGCAACCCCGUCGAAUGCCCGUGGGGCCGGAAAGCCUUCGCCGCUUACGGCGUCGACGGCGCCGCGCACGACGCCACGGAGCUCCUCAAGGCCAACGGCAAGGCCGUUUACCCCGACGUGCUCAUAGACCAGGGCCUCGACGACCAGUUCCUCGCGGAUCAGCUCGGCAUCGACGCGUUCGAAGCAGCCGCCGCGGCGGCGGGCCAGAAAGUCUCGAUCCGCAAACACGCGGGCUUUGAUCACUCCUACUUUUUCAUCAGCUCGUUCAUGGCGGACCACGUCAAGUUCCACGUCAACGCGCUGAACAAAAAGGCGGAGGAGACGGCGCUCGUGGACGUGGCGGUCGCCGACGACGCGAUGCUCGCCGAGUUUGCGAAGACGGCCGGUAAGCCGAUCACGUGCAAAGCCGCCGUCGCCUGGUCGGCGAAUCAACCGCUCAGCGACGAGACCGUCGUGGUGGCGCCGCCCAAAGCCGGCGAGAUCCGCGUCAAGGUUGUGGCCAACGCGCUGUGCCACACGGACGUGUACACGCUCGAGGGGCAGGACCCCGAGGGCCUCUUCCCGUGCAUUUUGGGCCACGAGGCUGGCGCGAUUGUCGAAUCUGUCGGCCCCGGCGUGACGUCGGUGUCGCCCGGCGAUCACGUCAUCCCGUGCUACACCCCGCAGUGCAACCAGCCCGCGUGCAUCUUCUGCGCGAGCCCCAAGACCAACCUCUGCCCCGCCAUCCGGGGCACGCAGGGCCAGGGCGUCAUGCCCGACGGGACCACCCGCUUCACCACCGUCGACGGGAAAGAAAUUUUCCACUUCAUGGGAUGCUCCACCUUUGCCGAGUACACCGUCAUCGCGGAGAUCUCCGCGGCGAAGAUCAACCGACGCAUGCCCCUGAACAAGGCGUGUCUCUUCGGCUGCGGCGUGUCCACCGGCCUGGGCGCGGUGUGGAACACGUGCAAGGUGACCGCCGGGUCGUCCGUCGCCGUUUUCGGCCUCGGCGCCGUCGGCCUCGCCGUCGUGCAGGCGGCGAAGAUGGCGGGCGCGUCUCGCAUCAUCGGCGUGGACCUCAACAAGGACAAGUUCGCCGUCGCGUCCAAGCUCGGGUGCACGGACUGCGUGUGCCCCGCCGAUCACGGCGACACCCCGGUGCAGUCCGUCAUCGUGAACAUGACCAAAUGGGGCGUCGACUACUCGUUCGACUGCACGGGUAACGUUCAGGUGAUGCGCGCGGCGCUGGAGUGCGCGCACCGCGGCUGGGGCGAAUCCUGCGUCAUCGGCGUCGCCGCCGCGGGUAAGGAGAUCGCCACCAGACCUUUCCAGCUCGUCACCGGACGCGUCUGGAAGGGCACGGCUUUCGGCGGGUGGAAGAGCCGGAGCUCGGUGCCGCGGCUGGUGGAGCGAUGCCUGGCGGGCGAGUUGCCGGUGGACCACUACGUGACGCAUCAGUUCGAGGCGAACGGGGACGUGGCGAAGGCGACGAACGAGGCGAUCGAGGCGCUGCACGGGGGGAACUGCCUGCGCGCGGUGGUAAACUACUGAGCGAGAGUGUACCCGUUAGGAUUACCGUUGUUACAAUUCAGUUACUCU
Molecule: messenger RNA, 2094 nt
Organism: Micromonas commoda
Lineage: Eukaryota; Viridiplantae; Chlorophyta; Mamiellophyceae; Mamiellales; Mamiellaceae
Product: formaldehyde dehydrogenase/S-formylglutathione hydrolase
Exons: 1
Coding region: 1-2046 (681 amino acids)
Biological process (GO): formaldehyde catabolic process
Cellular component (GO): cytosol
Molecular function (GO): zinc ion binding; S-formylglutathione hydrolase activity; S-(hydroxymethyl)glutathione dehydrogenase [NAD(P)+] activity
Source: RefSeq, a predicted model, not a curated record